Cuscuta europaea is the source of this 2118-nucleotide messenger RNA. The record is from the annotation of a GenBank genome assembly. NCBI's taxonomy places the organism in Eukaryota, Viridiplantae, Streptophyta, Magnoliopsida, Solanales, Convolvulaceae.
UGACAGAGGGGGUGGGCCUGGUAACAGAGGGGGUGCUGUGAUAUCCUUUGCACCUUCCAGCCCACCACAGCAGCGGGGACCGACAGUGACGCAGUACAAAAGCUGAAACAACUGCUCCACCAUCUCAAUUGCCUGCCUCCUAAAGUCAAAAGUAAACCGUCCAGAUUUCAUGAAGAGUCUGGAACGAAAAGAACAAUUUCAGCUGGACAUCAUCCCCUGAUCCGGUGAAAAACCACCUGGAAGAAACGAACUCUCGGACUCAACCCCCUUAGAUAGUAUCCCAAUUGCCCACUCAUGGAGGAAGGAUUUAAGCUGCAACAGAGGCACGGGAAGGCAAGGGUCAGAGUUGCCCGGGUCUGGAGAGAAGGAGACGGUACUCACCACUUUUCCGAAUGGAACGUCAGCAUAAGUCUCCUCUCCGACUGCCUACCUGCCUACAUCUCCGGCGAUAACUCCGAUGUUGUUGCCACCGACACCAUGAAGAACACCGUAUAUGCUAAAGCCAAGGAAUGUUCCAAUCGGCUCCCAGUUGAGGCCUUUGCUAUUGAACUGGGGAAACACUUCACGUCAUAUUAUAAGCAGGUCACUGCUGCUGUCAUCCGGAUAGUAGAAAAGCCAUGGGAACGAGUCAACAUUAAUGGUCAGCCUCAUAGACAUGGUUUUAAGCUUGGAUCCGAAAAGCACACAACUGAAGUGCUCCUAGAUAAAUCCGGUGGAUUGCAGGUUACCUCUGGUAUUGAGGGGUUAGCUGUGCUGAAGACCACACAGUCGGGUUUUGAAGGAUUCAUAAGGGACAAGUAUACUAUUUUGCCUGAAACAAAGGAGAGGAUGCUGGCAACAGAUAUUACAGCACUAUGGCGGUACUCCUUCAAAUCCCUUUCUGGUGUUCCUCCGAAGAACAAUUACUUCACAGAAGUGCAUACGGAUGUGAAAAAGGUUUUGCUGCAUACUUUCUUUGGCUCUCCUAAAGAAGGUAUAUACAGUCCAUCCGUUCAAAGCACACUAUAUGACAUGGCAAAGGCUGUUCUUGGCAGCUUUAAAGACAUAGUAUCAAUCCAGUUAAAGAUGCCAAAUCUUCACUUUUUGCCUGUCAACUUGUCCAGCAAAGACAAUUCAGCUAUUGUCAAGUUUGAUGAUGAUGUGUAUUUGCCAACGGAUGAACCACAUGGUUCAAUCGAGGCAACUCUGAGCCGCAUUAACUCAAAGAUUUAAGGUCUGGUUGGUUAUCACCAAAAGCCACUUGCUCACUGCGACAGUUUGCUACUUCGUACUUCAGAAUAUAUUUGGUGUAUUACACUCCCGAACCACAAAAUUGAAUUAAUUGGUCACAUGUUACAGGACUCAUACAGAUGUGAAAUAUGAUGAAUAAAUCUGAUAUAAUUUGUGUUUGCAACAGAUUGUGCUAGCUCUUUUGAAUCAAUCAUCAAUCAUAUAAAAUAUAUAGCGCUGAAAUGCUAUCUAAAACAGAUUGUGCUAGCUCUUUUUAUGUACGAUACCGUUUUCUGAGACUUGUUUUAGCUGUAAGACAUGAUAGAGUGACAUGCAUAUUAAAGAAUUUUUCAUGUGGCUAAUAUUUGUAAAGCAUAAGUGAGUUUGAAUUGCACAGAAUUACCCAAUACGGCGAGACAAAUUUUAUGGGAAAGACAGUAAAGGAUACACACAGAUGGUUUAAGUAUUAUUUAAUUUAAUUUAAGAAUAAUAAUAUGAGUACAGAAUCUUGUACUCGAAAUCUGUCUUGGAAGCUACUCUCUUUGUCAUGAAUUAUAUUUCAUGUACAUUUCAUUAAAAUCAAGCUUGUCUACUUAAAAUUACAAGUGUUUUGAGAUAGAGGCUAAUAUCAUUCAGAUAUUAAUGUUAUUGUACCAAAGAGAAAAUUCGAUGGACAAAUUUAUUUAAAUACAAAAAUGAUUCAUGUUGGAUAAAAGUGAAUUUUAUUUGUUUUCAAAUUUUAGAGUGCUUCUCAAUAAUGUUAUGUCACACUCAUGCAACAUAUUCUUUCACAAUUUUAAAGAACAAUCUCUGCUCAACAUGUUAUAAUUAGGGAUGGAUUCGGUUCGGGCCACCCGGCCCGUGACCCGGCCCGGCCCGGUCGGGCGGUCCGGGACCGGGUCUGGGCCC